ACAAGCACGUGCAUCCUACGUGCCUCCAACACGCCAGGAAUCAACUACCCCCAACGGUCAUAUUUCUCCGACAACCCUCCAACGGUCAUGUGAAACCCUCAAUUUCCGACCGUCAGAUCCUCAUCAAACGGCCACGAAUAGAAAAUUCCCAAAGAUUUCUCGGAACACCCUCGUCAUUUUUUCAGUGCUGGGAAAAUCCACAAAGCUUAACUUGUAUAAAAACACUAAGUCCUGCAUGGUGUCUGGCUUUUUGGGUAGUGAUAGGAAGUGUUUUCGUUUUUCAUUGUUGAUCAAUUGUUUCAUGCAUGUUAAUUUGAAGGGUUUGAAUUCUGGGUUUUGGUUUAGAUUCAGAAUCAGCUAUGGUGGACUUGUCAGAUUCCUCAAUUGUUGAUCUGGGUCUCUCAAUUUCUCAGAAUUUCAGCUACCAAGUGUGUGUCUGGAGUUUCAUGCAUGGUGUGGAUUUCAAUCACUUCACUUGUCACAGCUUUUUCCAAUGAUUUUUCCCUGAUUGUUUUGGAAUCCGAUGAUCAUUUUCUGGUAAGUUUAAUCUAAUUUUUUACUCAAUUCUUUGAUUCUUUAUUGGUGGGAAUUUGUUGAUUUCAUUGUAAAAACUAUACCUCCAUAUAGGAAAACUCAAAUUCGUGAAAAUAUUUUAGUGAUUUUCUUUGCUUUAUUUCGGCAUCGGAUUCCUAUUCUUUGUUGGUUUUUGAUUUGUUAAACUUCAGAAAUUCACAUAGUUUGUCUCUUGAUUUCCAUAUAUUGACAAGUUUACAUGCAAAUUUUCAUCUCAUUUCAAAUAGUUUAUACAAAUUAAACACAGAUUGCAUUUGCAUAGUAUGAAAAUUAUAGAAGCAAAGAGAGAGAGAAAGAAACAUAGAGAGAAAAAAGGGUGAGUGAACUUUUGAAUUGAAAAGAUCGAGAAAGAGAAUUGAAAAUUGUAGAGAAUGUUGGCUGGGUGUUCUUCUACAUUGUUGUCACCCAGGCAUAGAUUAAGGAGUGAAGCAUCUGCACAGUUUCAAGCUUGUCAUUUCCCUUCAAUGAGCACACAGAGAUUGGACUUGCCAUGUAGUUAUGCCGCAAAAGACACCUCGAGGUCUCAACCCAUUAGGCCGGUGAGCCUUUCGGUUGAGAAGCCAAUUGAAGCCAAGACUAGUAGCUGUUCUCUUAAGCAGAACAUUCGACUCCCGCCUUUGGCUACCACUGCUGAUCAGGCCCCCUUUACCGAAGGUAGGAGAGAGAGUAGAAAUGAAUUGUGGGACAAAGGUAAGAGCUUGAAGAGGCUAGCUGAGGCUGAGCACGGUUCAUAUGAUGAAGAGCCCUGCAUGAACAGAGCCAAGAGGAAAAGGGGUAGUGGAAAAUCUGAUGAUUAUCCAGAAGGUGGCGAUAAUGUGAAUUUUCGCCAAUUGGGUAGUGGGAAUUUUUGGUUUCAUCCGAGUUUUGAGGUGCCUCACUCUAUAUCAUGUUCAGGAGAGGAAGAGAGAGUUUGUUUUGUGCCUAGUGACGUGUUUUCUCGGCCUUUGCCUUUGUCAAACAAUGCUUGGGUGGAAUCUGUCGUAACUCAGAUUACGGACUUGGGUGAAAAGAAUGUUGAGACGAGCCACAGGCCUGUGAAGGAAGCAUCUGGAUCGAGUACUUCGUCGGAAAGCCAUAGCUUAGCUCUUAAUCUAAAUGAGGACACCUCAGAGCAUGAAACAGGUAAUGUGUCUAGGCCACCCAACCCAAAUGAAGUUGCUGAGGUGGUGGAAGGUGACAAUGGUAACCAUGGAGAGCAUGAUGACUUUGAGCUCAUUAGCUUGCUCAUGGCCUGUGUUGAAGCCAUCUGCUCCAAGAACAUUGCAGGUAUUAACCAUUUUAUUGCUAAAUUGGGUGAUCUUGCUUCUCCAAGAGGAUCCACUAUAAGCCGACUUGCUGCUUAUUUCACCGAAGCUUUAGCUCUGAGAGUUUCAAGGCUUUGGCCUCACAUUUUUCAUUUCACUACCCCUCGGGAGCCUGAUCGGGUCGAUGAGGAUAGUGGUUCUGCAUUGAGGCUUUUGAACCAGGUGAGCCCAAUUCCAAAGUUCACUCAUUUCACAUCAAAUGAGAUCCUGUUGAGGGCUUUUGAAGGAAAGGACAGGGUUCACAUUAUUGAUUUCGACAUCAAGCAAGGGCUUCAAUGGCCUAGUUUGUUUCAGAGUUUGGCUUCUAGGUCUAAUCCUCCUAGCCAUGUUAGAAUCACCGGUAUAGGCGAAUGCAAACAAGAGCUUAUCGAAACAGGAGAUAGACUAGCUGGAUUUGCGGAGGCAUUGGGCUUGCCUUUCGAUUUCCAUCCAGUUGUUGACAGGUUGGAAGAUGUGAGGCUGUGGAUGCUUCAUGUUAAGGAGAGAGAGUGCGUGGCUGUGAAUUGUAUGUUCCAACUGCACAAGAUGCUAUAUGAUGAUACUAAAGGAGUGCUUAGGGACUUUUUAGGUCUAAUUCAAAGCACAAACCCCACAGUUGUUAUUAUGGCAGAGCAAGAAGCCGAUCACAGUGACCUCAGUUUGGAGAUGAGACUUUCCAAUUCACUGAAAUAUUAUGCUGCCAUUUUCGAUUCUAUUGACUCUGGCCUUCCAUUAGACAGCCCAGCAAGGAUCAAAAUAGAGGAGAUGUUUGCCUGUGAAAUUAGGAACAUUAUUGCCUGCGAGGGAAGAGACAGGCUUGAAAGGCACGAGAGUUUUGGGAAGUGGAGGAAGCUGAUCGAGCAAGGAGGAUUCAAAUGCAUGGGAAUUAGUGAGAGAGAACUGCUUCAGAGCCAAAUGCUGUUGAAGAUGUACUCCUGUGAAAAGUAUAGCGUCGAAAAGCAAGGACAAGAUGGAGCUGGACUCACGCUAAGUUGGCUAGAUCAGCCUCUUUUCACCAUCUCAGCAUGGGCACCUGUCUGUGUUGCAGGCAGCUCCUCAUCUUACUCUCGAAGUUGAUUGCAAGGCUUUUUUCUUCUCCUUCUUAUUCAUACAUACAUACUGCCAUUUUCAUUCCAUACUCAGCAUAUAGAAAAAGGAUACCGAAUUCUUUGUAGGUAGAGAAAUCUGUCACUAUUCUUUCAUUCUUUUGUUGCAGAUAAGAUUUGCUGUCCAGUAGUGCAAGAACCAGUUCCUUGAAUACAUUAGAUUGGAAUAGGUUUCAGUCUUCUCAGGCCAGGUUUCUAGAUUUCAGUUUAAUUCUUUUGGAGUCAAUUUGUUCUUAUUCUUUGAUUCUUUAUGUAUUUUGAACUUUUAGUUCCAUUAUUUCAGUCAUGUUUCUCUUGUUGAAAGAUUAUUGUAAUUUUGAAAAAUGUAGUUGAAAGUUGGAUAUGAA
This is a messenger RNA of Cornus florida, 3309 nucleotides long. Its product is annotated as scarecrow-like protein 28. Gene Ontology annotation, biological process: regulation of DNA-templated transcription. Gene Ontology annotation, cellular component: nucleus. Lineage: Eukaryota; Viridiplantae; Streptophyta; Magnoliopsida; Cornales; Cornaceae. The coding region runs from base 945 to 2933 and encodes 662 amino acids. Gene Ontology annotation, molecular function: DNA-binding transcription factor activity; sequence-specific DNA binding. The transcript has a single exon. The record is from RefSeq and is a predicted model, not a curated record.